Molecule: messenger RNA, 677 nt
Organism: Oppia nitens
Lineage: Eukaryota; Metazoa; Arthropoda; Arachnida; Sarcoptiformes; Oppiidae
Gene: RpL19
Product: 60S ribosomal protein L19-like
Exons: 3
Coding region: 31-624 (197 amino acids)
Biological process (GO): translation
Cellular component (GO): ribosome; cytosolic large ribosomal subunit
Molecular function (GO): structural constituent of ribosome; RNA binding
Source: RefSeq, a predicted model, not a curated record
CUCUUCCUGUUUGACGACAUUAACAUCGCUAUGAGUACUUUGCGACUUCAGAAACGUUUAGCUUCGGCUGUACUGAAGUGCGGUCGCAAUAAAGUCUGGUUGGAUCCCAAUGAGGGCAAUGAGAUCGCAAAUGCCAACUCAAGACAACACAUCCGCAAAUUAAUUAAAGACGGUCUUAUCAUUCGUAAACCAGUGGCCGUCCACUCACGAGCUCGUGUGCGCCGCAACACCGAGGCUAGACGUAAGGGCCGACACACGGGUCCCGGUAAGAGAAAGGGUACAGCAAAUGCCCGAAUGCCGGUCAAAGUGUUGUGGGUUAGGCGUAUGCGUGUCUUAAGACGUCUUCUCAAGAAGUAUAGAGAAAACAAGAAAAUUGAUAGACAUCUGUAUCACGACCUCUACCUUAAAGCUAAGGGUAAUGUCUUCAAGAAUAAGAGAGUUCUCAUGGAAUUCAUCCAUAAGAAGAAAUCGGAGAAACAGAGAACCAAACAAUUGAGCGAUUUGGCUGAAGCUCGAAGACAAAAGGUUAAGGAAGCGCGCAGAAGAAGAGARGAAAGACAACAACAGAAAAGAACUGAAAUGUUGAUCACCUAUCAGAAGGAAGAAGAGGCGCUUAAGAAGUAAAUUGUGUAUCAUUUUUGAAAAAGAAAUCAAAUAAAUUGUCUUUUGAUUAAUAA